CUUGCAUUUAUUUUGUCGCUGGGACGCGCGAAAUGCGGACAGCUGUUGUUUACUAAAAGUUCGGAAAAGCGACUUUUAAAUCUCUCCUACACAAUGGAACGCGAAACGUUGAAACCGAAAGAUAUCAUCAUGCUCACAGCUACCGCAUACCAACUGUUGGAGUCAUCUUCUUCGUCCGAUUCGGAUUCAGGGCUGGAAGAGCUGGCUUUGAUGAUGUGUGAACAGAAAAUCCUGCGAAAAAGGCGACGGCGUAAGAAGAGCUAUGGAGGGUUUAUUGAUAAAUACACAGAGCAGAAGUUUCGUGAAGAAUUCCAUGUCAGUAAAAAAACUGCGGUAACGAUAAUAACGCAUUUCAAAGCAUCCAAGUACAGCCACGUGAACAUGGGUCCCGGACGGAGAACUAUACCGCCGAAACAACAGAUGCUUGCAUUUUUGUGGUUUUGUGCAAACAAAAGCUGCUACCGAGAUGUUUACAAUUUAUUCCAUUUAUCUGGCGCGUCGUUUUUCAAAUGUUUGACGAAUGUUUUGAACUUUUUCCAUGAUUUUUCGAAAACAGUGAUAAAGUUCCCCGCAUCGGAAACCUCACUAGCUCAUAAUGCUGCUGACUUCGAAAAGAUAGCAGGAAUUGAUAAAGUACUAGGUUGCAUUAAUGCAUCCUACUUUCGUGUUUGCCAGUCUGUAAAUAAGGACGCUCAGGGUAAUAAUCUUCUAAUACCAGUUCAGGGGGUUUGCGACUCGAAAGGACGGUUUAUGGAUGUUAGCGUCGGAUCACCAAGCCGCAUCUCUAAAUCCAAAGUUUUUGCACUGUCGCCACUUAGCGAGCAGUUGGCCGAGAUUUGCAAAGGAGAAUAUCAUUUGCUGGGAGAUGACGCUUAUCCGCUGCAGGAACACUUAAUAACACCUUACCCGAACCACGGUGAUAUGACCACCGAGCAGAAGGCUUUUAAUCAAGCACACAAUCAAACCCGAACUACGAUCGAUCGUGCCUUUGCCACUAUUAACCAACGCUUUAACAAAUUGGCAAAAAUACAGUUUCGUCGGACGGAACGGAUGUGUAAAUUUAUUGUGGCAUGUUGCACUUUACACAACCUGUGCAUCGAUCAUAAUGAUGAGUGGGAACUGGACGAAAAAGAACUGCACAAACAUCGUAUCAAAUUAGCGGAGGAAAAGUCGGGAAGGCGAAGAACACUCGAUAAUGAGUCUCAUAGUAUUGGAGCAGCGAAACGAAAUGCUAUUUUCAGGGACCCAUUAGAGGGCAAGUGAAAUUUAAAAGUUGAACCAUAACAAUAAUUUGAAUGUUCGGCAGUUUUAAUUCUUAAAAUAGACGAUCUUCCGAUCAUCAAAGCUUCACUUGAUCGACUGAACUGGAAACUUUUUUUCCUAGUUUUUUUUUGUCAACUAAAUUUGUUUUCUGUAAAAUUGAAAACUUCCACUCCAAUAGCAGUGCAAAUUUGUACAAAAGAAUUUCCAAGCACGAAGAGUGUGAAUAAUACCCAAAUAAAAACGGGUCUACUACGAAAGGCUGAAACUCAAAAGGCUGAAACACGGAAGGCUGAAAUCCGAAAGGCUGAAAUCACGAAAGGCUGAAAGCUACAUAAGGCUGAAAACACGAAAGGCUGAAUCACGAAAAGCUGAAAAAGCAUAAGGCUGAAAUUCACAAAGUUCAUUUCUAAAAAAACACUCGCGGCCUACGGCCGACUCGAUUGUCCGAGAUGUAUGCUGUCCUUACUCGCUAUCGCUCGUUCGGACUAAACUAGGGGAUCACCCCUACGAGUCAGUAGACCUAGGAAAACGAACGCACCUAUACAGAGGUGAUUUCUGCGGGGGGGCUGCCCCCCGCAGUGGCCGGCGCUUCCGACGGCGGGUCGCCGGCGCACACUCGCGGCCUUUGGCCGUCUCGCCCUGAAUCAUCUAGGAAACGUGUACAAGAGUCAAGUAUGUAUAGAUUCAAAUGUUGCCGAAAAUUGAUUUUCCAUUGCACAAACCAAUUAAUACUCAAACAUUGAACUCCGUCACCUUAUAAAGGUUUGUUAUCCAUGUGUCCGAAUUUUUCAACGAUUAUGAUUAAAGUUACAAAAGUUUCAGCCUUUCAUGUUUCAGCCUUUCGUUCAUUCAGCCUUUUGUGGUUUCAGCCUUUUGUGCAUUCAGCCUUUCGUUAUGAAACAUACUUUUCAGCCUUUCGAGUUUCAGCCUUUCGGGUUUCAGCCUUUUGAGUUUCAGCCUUUCGUUACUAACCCAUAAAAACAUGAUUUACUGCUUUUUUAAACGAUUUAGCCUGUGUUAAUAGUUAUACAAAUUAUUAAAAGAACAAUAGAUAUAUUCAACAAAGCCUAUUUGAUUAGCUUUCUAAACUAGCGAAGCUUUUCCAUUAAAUUUAUUGGAUUCCAUCUUGCGAUUCAACUUUGGCGUUAUUCACAUUUUUAAACGUUCAAAAAGUUACUAAAAUAAUAGCAAAUAACUUUCGGUUAUUCGUUUAUUUUUUUAUGUAACUGUUUUAUUAAUUGUUUGGAACAAAGAUUUUACUUUGUUGUCCAAUACUGCGUGAAAUUAGCAUUUUAUAAUUGCACGUUGCUUCGAAAAUUUGCGUUCAAAUUAAAAGCAGCGUGAUUGGCAAUUUUUGAACAAAUCCAUCACAAUUAAAGAAAGAUUGAGCUCUUAUUUUGAAACUGUGCUAAUUCAAUUGGCUACAUUUUUUUUCUCGCUUACGUAUAUUUUUUCUAUAGAGUGUUUGGUUUGACUGUACAGUUGAAGCGUAAACUAAAACUAUUAGUGUUCAAUCUAUAUUGUUUAUAUCGGAUGUUUAUACGUUAAUUUUAAUCUCUCUUAUAAAUUCGCCAAGCUGCUUAAUACUAUCAAAUUUAUUUUCAGUUAAUAUAGGUAUUAGUUCGGUUCCAUUCGUGAGUAUUGGGUAUUUUAUUCGUGGUCUGUUGUGUUUAGUGCAAUCAUA
Wyeomyia smithii (pitcher-plant mosquito) is the source of this 2947-nucleotide messenger RNA. Its product is annotated as putative nuclease HARBI1. The record is from RefSeq and is a predicted model, not a curated record. Lineage: Eukaryota; Metazoa; Arthropoda; Insecta; Diptera; Culicidae. The transcript is spliced from 4 exons. Bases 94 to 1263 code for a protein of 389 amino acids.